CACUUUGAACGGCAUUCCAUCAUACCGCGCAUGUGGAGCACCUCGGGCUGCGCCGUCUGACCGUGUACGCGCCAUUUUGUUGUUCAACAAAGGAAGAGCGAAAACGUGAAAUUUGCAGAACGACACACAACACAACAGCAACCGAAUCGAAUAAAAGUAACCCUUCGAAAUGGAGGCGACUCUCAGCUCGGGAGGAUCAUCGAAUGCCUCCAGCGAGUGCGCCAUGGAGGGCGGGACGAAUAGAUGUCGCGCCCUGGAGCCAAAUAACGGCACUUGUACCCUCAGCCAGGAGGUAAAGGAUCUCUACAGAUCGCUUUAUACCGCCUCCAAGCAACUGGACGACGCCAAGAAGAAUGUCCAGACGGUGGGACAGCUGUUCCAGCACGAAAUCGAGGAGAAGCGCUCGCUGCUGGUGCAGCUGUGCAAGCAGAUCAUCUUCAAGGACUACCAGUCGGUGGGCAAGAAGGUGCGCGAGGUGAUGUGGCGGCGUGGCUACUACGAGUUCAUCGCCUUCGUCAAGAAGAGCUGGCACAAGCAGGGCCAGGAUGCGGCAACCGCCCAGGAGAACAUGCAGAAGCUGGAGCGCUUCCUAUGCGCCGGCAUCUUCAACUACAAGCGACUCUCGGCACGCAUGGAGGAGAUCUACGAUUUGGAUCUCAAGUACUUGAUUGAUUUCUCCAUCAUUAGUGAUGGCUACAUAAGCGACAUGAUCGGCGAGACCAAGGAGUCCACGCAUUCGGGCACUCAGGCGGUGGACAAGAGCCUGGAGGCGGUGUCCUUUGCCCUGGACACCAUACACUCCUCGCUGCUCAGCCUGGGCGAUCUGCAUCGCUACUUCCUGGACUUUCGCAUCGACAGCAAGCUGAGCAUCAGCAAGGAGCAGGUGGCCAAGUAUUAUUUGGAGGCCUUUAAGCUCAAUCCGGCCAUUGGAAUGGCCCAGAAUCAGCUGGGCACGCUGUACUAUGGGCAGAAUCAUGACCUGGACUCCACCUACCACUAUUUGUACUCGCUCGUCUGCAUCAUACCCUUCGAGCUGAGCGAGAAUAAUCUAAACAAGCUGUUUGGCAAGCACACCGAAUAUCUGGAGCAGAUGGAUCCCGAGAAGCUGGACUUUAGCCUCGAGGACUUCUUCGCCCGUUUCUACCUGAUUGUGGACAUAUUCUUCUUCGACAAGGAGGUUCCCGACUUCAAUGCUUUGUGCCACUGCGUGCUGAUUGACCUGCGCAAGAUCCUUUGCUCCCAGCAGCUGCGCGUUCCGGAGCCGAGCAUCUUCAAGAUCGUCUCGAUUCUGUUCUUUUGCCUGUCCAAGCUGAAGAUGAUCAAUUCGCCGAAGGUCUACUCGCUGCACGCCUUUCUGGUGGCCGCCUGCUCGGAUCUAAUGGACGCCUGCAUCGUUAGCAUCGAGCAGACCAUCCUGGCUCGCGCCGCGGACAACGAACGCUUCCAGGCGGAGUACGAGCAGCGCUUCCAGGAGUUCGACACGGUAGUGCGCAAGUCGCGCAAUGAGUACAAGAACUGGUUGGCAGCAGUGGGCGAAUGUGAGCGUAAGGACAAGAAGAUGAUUCCGCGUCCGCAUUCGCUUAAGGAUUGCAGCUCCGAUUCGCGCGACAGCCAGCAUUCCGGCGAGGAGGCGAAGACCCAAGAGGCUCCGGACGUCGACAAGAUCGGCGAGGCCGUCUCCACGCGCUCCAGCGACGAGGCCAAGGAGUCGGACCUCAAGACGCCGCUCUCCUGCAAGAGCAAGCGGCGCGGAAUGCGUCUGCGGCGAAGGCGUCGCAAGAUCGCCCAGUCGGACGACAGCUCGUGCUACGACAGCGAGAGCGAACUGGACACGGACUUCUACAGCGACGAGGAGGACUACACGGAUCUCAGUUCCAAUUUCGACACCGACUUCAGUGACAUCGAUGCUGCCGAUCCCGGCGAGCCCAACGGCGAGGAGCACUACGAAGCAGCUUCUUACAGCAAGAAAGAGCGCAAAUCUGGAGGCGGUGGAGGAGGAGGAUUUGUCUACUCCGACAACGAAGACGUUGUCAUUGAGGAGGAGAAAAUUGUGUAUCCCGAGGAGAUGGAGCGCAGAUCAAACUCCCAAGAGGUGGACUCCGAGGAGCUGUUGCGCAGCUUUGAGGUGCUGCAGCUGAACUUCAAGAGCGCCGAGGAGGCGCAGACCAAGCCGGUGGAGGGACCGCCGCCCGUCAGCUUCUCAGAGCCACCGAAGAAGCUGGUUUAUCGCAACAAGUACACCAAGAUCAAUCCCAACAUCGUGAUCGACUGUCUGCACAAUGAGCCCACCAUCAGAGCCCUGAAAAUGCUUUUCGACUGGCUGCGCAUUAAUCCCGAGAUCCUCAUCGGCUGCUACCACUCGAACCCGGAAUUUGUGCACAAGAUUAUGAAGCUGUUGAACUACUGCAACAUCGAUGUCUUCACCAGAAAGGUUUACUUUGAGCGCGAGCUCUUGACCACCGCCAAUGUGCGAGAUUCCCUAGUGGAGCUCUUUGAUGUUCGGGCCAAUGUUCCACUCACCGAGGACUUUGCCUUCAAGAAUUUCGACAUCUUCCAGAGCACCCAGAUUACCCUGGACUGGGAGACCAUUAUCCGGGAGCGCGUCACUCCGCAGGAAGAGUCCAUACUGCGUAUUUUCAAAAUGGUCGACUUUGGCUUCUUCAUUUGCAAGCAAAAGAAGUUCAACUAUAGAUUCUGCGUAAAGACACGUCGUUUCACCGAAACGCAGAAGAAGAAGCAGCGCGAGGAGAAGAAGGGCGGCGGAUCGCGUCGCCGCGAGCGUCGUACCGCUCCGAAAACCAACCGAACAAAGCGCAAUGAGGGACGCACGCGUCGCUACUCGGAUCGCAAGAACGGCAUCGUUCGCAAGAGCUACACCAGCAACGAGGAGAAGGACACCGUGGAGGAGUGCCGCAAGGUGCCGCGCAAGGGUUACCUAAGGAAUCGCAAUGCCGAAAAGGCUGCGGCGGUCAUAGCCAGUGCCACCGGAACCUCUGUGGCCGGCGGAACCUCCGCUUCGACCACCACAAACAGUGUCAUCGAGAAACUAAACGUACAGUCCAGUUCGGGCGCCGAUGAGGAGCGCUCGGAGGCCAAGUCGAAGAAGUGUGAGCUAAUGGGCAAACUCUGGCUGCAGAACGAGGUGGAGACUCUGGAGGAGGAGCUGCGGGACAGUCCCGCCCAUGUGGUCAUGUCCCCGUUCGUUGUGGUCGAUUCGAAGGCAUUGACCGAAUACAAUGGCAUCGUGAAGUCGUUGGUGAGGACCAAGAAGUGCAUAGUCCUCAUCCCGAAUGCAGUGCUCAACGAGUUGGAUGACUUGAAGAAACGCAGCGAGAAUGUUCGCCAUGUCAUCCGCUGGCUGGAACAGGAGUUUAAGCAGGGCAAUAGGCACUUGCGUGCCCAGCGCGAUAACGAAAGCCAGCCCCUCUCCCUGCUGAAAAUAUCACGCAAGAUGGAUCGUGACGCCUCGGUUUUCCUGCAAAUUGCCCAGUUCUGCAAUCACCUGGUGGCCAACCAUGCCGAUCCGCACGUAAGCGAGCUGCAGAAGAGCGUGGUCACAUACUUGUCCGGCGAUAAUCUGCACGAGAAGAACCGCCAGCAGCAGAACUUCAGCUACACCGGCAUCCUGGACUCGAUACCCGUCCGCUAUGCCCAGAUCCAGAGCUUCUACGCCAAAUUCAAGGCCAACAAAAAAUGAACGGUCCCCAGCGGAGUGGCAACGGUAGCGGGCGCUAAGGCGGCAAAGGCAACUGCAGACUCUGGUCUGCAAUGCAAGCUAAAAACAAGGGUGCGAGCGUGUUCUCUCUGUACAACCACAAAUCGACAUGGAGUUCCAAAGUUAACGAAGGCCGUGGACGACGGCAAAACCAAACCAGCAAUCGCUGCUGCAGCCUCGGUUGUGGCCGUGUUUCCCCCAAACAAAAAAAACUGAAACUGUUA
Messenger RNA from Drosophila takahashii, 3939 nucleotides. RefSeq names its product Smg5 nonsense mediated mRNA decay factor (gene Smg5). Gene Ontology annotation, molecular function: telomerase RNA binding; protein binding; telomeric repeat DNA binding. The record is from RefSeq and is a predicted model, not a curated record. NCBI's taxonomy places the organism in Eukaryota, Metazoa, Arthropoda, Insecta, Diptera, Drosophilidae. Gene Ontology annotation, biological process: nuclear-transcribed mRNA catabolic process, nonsense-mediated decay. Gene Ontology annotation, cellular component: telomerase holoenzyme complex.